This is a messenger RNA of Leptopilina boulardi, 1998 nucleotides long. RefSeq lists its product as uncharacterized. The coding region runs from base 305 to 1531 and encodes 408 amino acids. The transcript has 6 exons. Lineage: Eukaryota; Metazoa; Arthropoda; Insecta; Hymenoptera; Figitidae. The record is from RefSeq and is a predicted model, not a curated record.
CCUAUAUACAUUUUAUCGCGACAGUUUGACAAAGAUUCGAUAUUUAAGAGCAGAAUUUUUUUUUCUAAUUUCUUUUAUACAUACAAUUGUUCUUAUAUAUAUAUUUUUUUGUGUGUAAAAUAUAGAUAUACGUGUUCUUUAAAAGUGAAGAAAAUUGUCUUUCUACAAUUUUCUUAAAAACAUAUGUGACGCGUCUGAGAAAACGCUUCGUAUAUAUAAUACCUAUACACAUACAUUUUAAUGUACCAGACUUGACAAAAUUCAUCGUAAAAAAUUAUAAAAGAUUGAACUCUAUUAAAUAAAAAUGGAAGGAGACGCAAAACCACCUAAAGAAUUAUCCAAUUCAGGAAACUUGAAUGCAAAUUGGAAUCUUUGGAAAAAAGAAUUUCAAACUUACAUGAAAAUAACUAAAGGUGACAAUAAAUCCGAAGAUGAACAGGUAGCUUGGUUAAAAAAUUUUAUUGGACCAGUUGGAUUACAGGCAUUUGAAAAAAUUUCUUUUGAUAAUUCAAAAGACGAGGAAAAUAUGACUAUUGUUUUAGAAAAAUUAAGUCAAUAUUUUAAUAUUACAAGAAAUGUGAAAGUACAACGGUAUAAAUUUUUUUCUAAAUCAAAACAGGAUAACGAAUCUAUUGAUUUAUUUGUUAAAGAUUUACAGGAAAUCUCAAAAUCUUGUAAUUUUGGAGAUCAAGCAAGAAGUCUUAUUCUAGAUGCUAUUAUCUUGAACACAAAGGAUGAAAAACUUAGAAAUCUUUUUUUCAAUGAAUCCGAUUUGACGUUAAAUAAAAUAAAAAAUAUUUACAAAAAUUUUGAAAUUGAGAAUGAAAGAAAAAAAUUACAAACAGAAAUCAAAACUGAACCUUCAACAUUUAAACAAGCAGAAUGUUUUAAUAAACCCUGUAGAAAAUGUGGACUACGUCAUGCUUUUAAAAAUUGUCCUGCUUUUGGAAAAUUCUGUCACUAUUGCAAACAUUUAAAUCAUUUUGCUCAAUUUUGCCCUGUUGCAAAAUUAGAUAGAACUCGAAAUAACAGUGAAUCCAAUUCAGCGAACAUAUUUUUUGAAUCAAAAAUUCAGCAAAAUGUGGAAAAUAAAAUUCAGACAAAAACAAAGGAUUUUGAAAGAAAAUCUAAUAUAAAGAAAACAGAACUUGUGACACCUGUAAUUGAGAAAAAUCGCAUUGAAACAAGAAGCCCACCGAAAAAUGAGAAUAAAUUUUCAUCUUCUACUAAUAUUGAAACAUCAACAUCAUUAAAUCGACCUCAAAAUAAUUUUAGAACUCAGACACCAAUAAAAAUUCCACCAGCACAACCUUCUGCUCCAAUAGAAUAUUCUGCACCAUUGGAGAAUAAUAUAAUUCCACCACCGUACAAUUUAUUAUACCCCAAUUUACCACCCCAAACACAUGCAUCAGCUCCACAUCAAUAUAAACAAAAUUACGGACAAACAACUGCAAAUACUAAUCAAUCAAAUUCUCGUAGUCGAGAAAAGUCAAAACAGAAAGUUGAAAAUAACGAUUGCACAAUUCAAUAAGAAAAAAAGAAAAAUUUUCUUCUUUUUUUUAAGUUUUAAACUGAUACACUAUAUUUUUGAAAAAUAUUUUUGAAAUUACCUUAUUUAAUCAUAGGAGGCAGCUAUAUAAGGUUUUUAUAGGAUUCUAUGUAGGAUCCUACAUAAUUAUGAUACUUGUUAAAAGAAUUUCCAAUAGUGAUCACUUUGAAAUUGACAAAAAAUAAAUAGAAAUUAUAUUUAAUGUAAUAAGCAAUAAAAACAAUUUGUUUGUAAUUUUUAAGAUAGUAUUCAAAGCUCAACAUAUAAGUUUUAAAAUAAACAUUUUUUAACUUGUGUCUCUUUACUAGAAACUAAAAUAUGAAACUAUUUGAUAUCUUUUACUACUGUAUAAUAUGUUAAAUAUUUUAAGUGGAAGUGUACAUGUUUUUACACAUUAAGUAUUGUGCUUUCUAUAAAAUAUUCAUUAAAAAUUAUUGGGUUUAUUUUAC